Messenger RNA from Asparagus officinalis (garden asparagus), 507 nucleotides. Its product is annotated as NDR1/HIN1-like protein 3. The transcript has a single exon. Bases 1 to 507 code for a protein of 168 amino acids. The record is from RefSeq and is a predicted model, not a curated record. NCBI's taxonomy places the organism in Eukaryota, Viridiplantae, Streptophyta, Magnoliopsida, Asparagales, Asparagaceae. Gene Ontology annotation, biological process: defense response to other organism.
AUGGUCUUCAUCCUCUGGAUCAUCUACAGGCCCAAAACAGUAAGGGCUCAUGUAACCGCCGUUUUUCCCAGCGUCUUCACCCUCACAAGCAACUCCACUCUUGUUUACAACUUCACUCUCCACGUUAGCAUCCAGAACCCCAAUCGCAAGGUGGGCCUCUACUACGAUGACAUCUCAGCCGAAGCCCAAUAUGACAGUAUUCCUUUUGGGCUGGUCUAUAAAUUUCCGCCCUUUUUUCAGCAUAAAAGGAACAUUACUGUCUUCCCGCUAGUGUUUGUGGGCCGGGCUUUUGGGCUGAGAUCAGUUCAGAAGAAGUUUGAGAGGGAAAAGAGAGAGGGUUGGUUUUAUGUUGAGUUGAAGAUUUGUACAAAAAUGAGGUUGAAGAUUGAGUUUGUUAAAGUCGGGCGCUAUAGCCCGGAGAUUGAUUGCGCCGUUAAGCUACCGGUGAUGGCGAAUGGUUCUGAUGUGAAGUUUGAGAGGUCUGAGUGUGAUGUGGAUAAAUUCUAA